Molecule: messenger RNA, 1617 nt
Organism: Dioscorea cayenensis subsp. rotundata (Guinea yam)
Lineage: Eukaryota; Viridiplantae; Streptophyta; Magnoliopsida; Dioscoreales; Dioscoreaceae
Product: UDP-glycosyltransferase 71K1-like
Exons: 1
Coding region: 42-1487 (481 amino acids)
Molecular function (GO): UDP-glycosyltransferase activity
Source: RefSeq, a predicted model, not a curated record
CACAAAGCAUUACACCCUCCUCCUUCACUCAAAUCCAAUCCAUGGACAAGAAACAAGAACUUAUAUUCUGUCCAUCUCCGGGCAUCGGCCACCUUAUCUCCACCGUUGAGCUAGCCAAAAAGCUCAUCACAGGCCACAACAACCACUUCCACGUCACCAUCCUCAACAUCCAACAUCAUGUCUCUGCAUGGUCCAAUGCCACUACCUCCUACAUCAACUCCAUUUCCACCUCUGGUCUAGACAUCCAUUUCCAAGAUGUCCCUCAAGUUGAUCCUCCUUACAAGGAGAACAUGAAAGGUGAGACCUUCAUUUGCCUCUUCAUUGAAGCUCACAAGGCUCAUGUCCAUGAAGCUAUCUCACACCAUCUUGCCACCACUUCCGUUGCUGCUUUGAUCUUGGACAUCUUAUGUGUGUCCAUGCUUGACGUUGCCAAAGAUCUCAACUUGCCGUGUUAUAUCUAUAUACCUUCAAAUGCCACCUUUCUUGGCUUGAUGCUUUACUUACCAACACUUGAUGCAAAGGUGUUAUCCGAGAUAGAGGAUGUUAAGGAUGUGAUUGACAUUCCAGUUCUCCGUUCAGCACCACCGUUGUCGAUGCCUGGGUUCAUGAUGGACAAGAAGGAUGAGUGUUAUACUAUAUUCUAUAACUAUGGAUACAAACUAAGAGAAGCAAGAGGUUUCAUUGUGAACACAUUCAAGAAUUUGGAGAUGAAGUCAUUAAAGGCUUUGGAGACCGGACAAUGCUUGCCGGAUCAACCAACACCGGCUGUUUUCACUGUAGGACCAUUGCUUGCCUCCGAGAAAAAGGAGAAAGAUGAGAAGAAGCAUGAGUGUAUAAAAUGGUUGGAUGAACAACCAAAGAAGUCAGUGGUGUUCUUGUGCUUUGGAAGCAUGGGGUGUUUUGAUAAGGAGAUGGUGAAGGAGAUAGCUUUGGGUUUGGAGAAGAGUGAGCAAAGGUUCUUGUGGGCGUUAAGAACACCAUCAAAAGAGAAUGCUUUGAUUCCAAGUGAUGCUGAUCUUGGGGAAGUAUUGCCGGAGGGGUUCUUGGAGAGGACAAGAGAGAAAGGGUUGGUGUGGCCAUCAUGGGUUCCUCAGCUCAGCGUGCUGGCGCACACGGCGGUGGCUGGAUUUGUGACGCACUGUGGAUGGAACUCAGUGUUGGAGAGCUUGUGGUAUGGCGUGCCAAUGCUUGCAUGGCCGUUGUAUGCGGAGCAACACAUGAAUGCAGUGAUGGUGGUGAGAGAGAUGGGUGUUGGUUUGGAGCUCAAAGUUGAUAGGAAGAAUGGAGGAUUUGUUAGCUCAGAGGAGUUGGAGAGUGGGAUCAGAAGCUUGAUGGAAGGAGAAGAAGGAAGGAAGGUGAGACAGAGGGCUGAAGAGAUGAAGGUGGCUGGCAGAAGGGCUGGAGAAGAAGGUGGUUCUUCUUAUGCUUCUUUGGAGCUUCUUCUUCAUGAUAUUAUUAAGGACGCUUCCACUGGUUCUAUUGGAUGAUAAUUAUGAGUAAUUGAUAUUAUUGGUGUGCUAAUUAAGUUUAAGCUUUUUUUAAUAAACUAAAUCGGUCAUAUAGGUUAUAUUAUAUAUAUUGUUUGCAUGGUCUACGUUGAAUAUAUGGACAAAAAUA